Messenger RNA from Anas platyrhynchos (mallard), 3400 nucleotides. Its product is annotated as solute carrier organic anion transporter family member 1C1. The record is from RefSeq and is a predicted model, not a curated record. Gene Ontology annotation, molecular function: protein binding; bile acid transmembrane transporter activity. Gene Ontology annotation, biological process: transmembrane transport; sodium-independent organic anion transport; bile acid and bile salt transport. Lineage: Eukaryota; Metazoa; Chordata; Aves; Anseriformes; Anatidae. Gene Ontology annotation, cellular component: basolateral plasma membrane.
CCUAAACCAUAGUUUGUGUUAGAAGUUAAUGAUUCUUCUACCAAGUACCAACACAGCCUUGCUUAAGGAGAGAAUCUUCUGGCUUUUGAGCAUUUGUGUGGUAAUAUAACUGCUGUUGUUGUGAAUACAGAAUCUAGUGUCAUCUGGAUCUUCCUUCAGAAAUCUGUUCUGUUUGUAGUUGGAGUUGCACAAACGGAUCACUCAGUAGACAAAUCAACCAUGACAGUGGAAACUGAAUCCAGCAAUGUUGAUGACUCAAAUCAGGAAGCAGAGCCUGUCCAGCUUUUGGAUGAUGAAGCAAACAAAAAUCUACCAGUCAAAAAGAAGACUACCUGUUGCACAGGACUAAAGAUGUUUCUUGCUGCUUUGUCAUUCAGCUACUUCAGUAAAGCAUUGUCUGGUAUAAUUAUGAAAAGUUCCAUCACACAAAUUGAACGAAGGUUUGACCUUCCAACUUCUACCGUUGGUUUCAUUGAUGGGAGCUUUGAGAUGGGUAAUUUGCUGGUGAUUGCAUUUGUAAGCUACUUUGGAGCUAAACUUCACAGGCCCAAAGUCAUUGCUGUUGGAUGCUUUACUAUGGCUUUAGGGAGUCUUUUAACAGCAAUGCCUCAUUUCUUCAUGGGAUAUUAUAAGUAUGAGACAGCAUCACAUACAGCAUCUUCAGCCAACUUAACUUCAAGCAUAAAUCCAUGUUCCCUUCGUCAAGAUGUGAACAAAACCUUGUUGGAGACUUCCAAAUCAGAUUGUGAGAAGGAACCAUCAUCAUACAUGUGGAUAUAUAUCUUACUGGGAAAUAUGUUACGUGGAAUUGGUGAGACUCCAAUAACACCACUGGGCAUUUCUUAUCUUGAUGAUUUUGCAAAGGAAGAGGAUGUUCCUGUAUACGUAGGAUGUUUGCACACAAUAGGCAUGUUCGGCCCAAUGUUUGGUUUCCUGCUGGGAUCUUUAUGUGCCAAACUAUAUGUGGAUGUUGGAUUUGUGGAUUUAGGAAGCAUCACUAUCACUCCACAAGAUUCCCGCUGGGUGGGUGCAUGGUGGCUUGGUUUUUUAAUAGGUGGAGUAAUCAGUUUCCUAGCUGCUAUUCCAUUUUGCUUCCUGCCAAAGAGUCUGAAAAAGCCAGGGGAAGCUAAUCAUGACAAAACUUCAUCUAGUCUCCUGGAAAAUAUGGGAGCCAUCAGGAAGACACUUACUCCUGCAGAACCUAAGCCAAUGAAGUGGUCAACAAUGAUGAAAGAUUUCUAUACCUCCCUGAAAAAAAUAUUGAGUAAUCGAAUGUACUUUACAUUUUUAUGUUGCUCACUGUUACAGUUCAGUAGCUUUAUUGGUUUCUUGACUUACAAGCCAAAGUACAUGGAACAGCAAUAUGGACAAUCUACAUCUAAAUCUAACUUUCUAAUAGGACUGACAUCCUUACCCCCUGUUGGUAUUGGGAUUUUCCUAGGAGGGCUCAUAAUGAAAAAGUAUAAAAUGGGCAUCAUUGGAGCAACCAAAUUUGCAUUUAGCAUGUCAUUUGUGUCUUAUAUCCUCACUCUCUUGCACUUUUUUGUUGGCUGUGAGAACCAUGUGGUAGCAGGAAUAACAGUGUCCUAUGAUGGCAAACCAAUUCCAUACCAUGAAAAUGCCAUGUUUUCUGACUGCAAUUCUGACUGCAAAUGUGCCACCAAUGUGUGGGAUCCUGUAUGUGGGGACAAUGGACUGACAUACGUUUCAGCAUGUCUAGCUGGGUGCACGACUUCAGUGGGACAUGGAAAAAGCAUGGUCUUCCAUAACUGCAGCUGUCUUAAAGCCAGCAGUUCAUGGUCAGGAAAUAACUCUGUCACCUUGGGGCAAUGUCCCAAAAGUGAUGAUUGUUCAAAGAAGUUUAUUUAUUAUACAGUAAUACAAGUCAUAAGUGGCUUUUGUUAUGCGUUGGGAGGCACACCAGCAUACAUGAUUAUGUUUAGAUGUGUUCAGCCAGAGUUGAAAGCUCUUGCAGUUGGUCUAUACACACUCAUUAUGAGAACACUAGCUGGGAUUCCUGCUCCAGUUUAUUUUGGUGCACUGAUUGACAAAACAUGCUUGAAAUGGGGAAGCAGAAGCUGUGGGCAGCAGGGGGCUUGCAGGUUAUACGACUCCAAUGCAUACAGGUAUGUCUACCUUGGUUUAUCAGCAUUGUUGAGAGGUCUUUCUUACUUGCUUGCGAUCCUUUUCUUUACAUUUAUAAAGAAACACUUUCAAAAUAAGAACUCCAGACCUACAGAGAAUGGAGGAAAAGAAGAUGUUCCCAUGAAUAAAGAUGAUAAUUGCAAGAGCAAAGAAAAUUUGGCGGGUUCUCCUGAUGCAGAGAACGAAUCAUGUAUUUAGAAAGCCAUCUAGACCUGUGUCGCAUGAAUCAGGACAGCUUCCUUUAAAAACAGCUUUCACUUUGUCAUGAAUAAUUAAAUGAUAGUUUAGAAAGUUCAGAAAGGCAAACUGGUAGUAAAUCUGUGAACAACAAUAAGAAAAACUUACAUAUAAGUAUGAAAUCGACUUAUGUAUACCUGGCUAUAAAUAACAGACAGAACAAAUUGUAGGAGCUGAACAGAGUGAUGAAAAGAUACAGAAAAGUCUCCCUUAGCAUUCUCGACAGAGCUAGUCUACAAUUUUUAAUGGGUUCAAAGAUGAGUGGUGGCAGAACAGUCACAAAAGCCCCACAAAAUGUGACGCGGAUCCCAUACGCAGAUCUGUGCAGUGGAGUGACGUCAGAAUGACAAACUCAAGUCUUACAGAUGCAUUGUGAUUUCAUCAAUCAGAAUUCAAAACAAAAACAAAGCCUUCCAGCAAAAUGCUUACACCUUAAGUGAGUCAAUACAACAAACUGCCACUGCAAAAUUAACAAAAGCAGUAUUUUUCCAGGAAACAUUUUUGUCGUAAUUCAGAUGAACGUUUUAUGCCUUAGAGUAAAUAAUUAUGCUUACGAAUCUCACAGUUGUAGCAAUUUAUUAAAAACGUGGGUUUUUUUUUUGUUUUUUUUUUGUUUUUUGUUUUUUUAGUUAAUUCUGCAUGAAAUGUAAUAAUUAUUCUGAAUUUUGUAGUGAUUUCUUAGCAAAAUUCAUCCAAUGUAUGCUAGUAGUUUCAUUGCUAUGCCACGUAGUGUCCAGCAGAGGACACUCAAACAAUAAUUUUACACCUAUGGCUAUUGCAAAUAACGUAUUUGUGAUGUUCCAUCUUUAUUGUUUUGGAAGAAAUUCAUCAACGGGCAGGCAAAACACUCAUCUGUGUUUUCAUGCACUUUUUCAGCCCAAGCCUUUAGCUCAUAUUUUCAAAGUUGCUUUUGUAUAUUUCUUGAUUUGAGUUCAUUCUAUUUGCAUCACUAAGCUUGACAACUGUUGUUACUUUAAAUAAAAAGAUGUGUACUUGUGUACCAUUUAACGACAGUGAA